Myotis brandtii (Brandt's bat) is the source of this 6817-nucleotide messenger RNA. RefSeq names its product KIAA1217 ortholog. Gene Ontology annotation, cellular component: cytoplasm. Lineage: Eukaryota; Metazoa; Chordata; Mammalia; Chiroptera; Vespertilionidae. The record is from RefSeq and is a predicted model, not a curated record. The coding region runs from base 202 to 5295 and encodes 1697 amino acids. The transcript is spliced from 22 exons.
CGCGGGGAGGCCCGGCGCAGGAAUGCACUUUUCUCCAGCCCGAGAGACUUUGCACGGGAGUGGAGAAUAGUUUGGGGUGGGGUUUCGCACCGUCUCCUCCCCCACACCCCCGGAUCCCCUUCCAGGCGCUGUUGGAGAGCUUUCAGACCUGCGCUGGGAAGUUUAAAGAGCAGAGGGGAGUUGGUGCUGUAGGCAGGGACAAUGGAAGAAAAUGAAAGCCAGAAAUGUGAGCCGUGCCUUCCUUACCCAGCAGACAGCAGACACACGCGGGAACAAGGAAAAAGCAAUCUGCAUGUAACGUCAUUAGAAGAUGCAGAAUGCCGAAGAACCAAGGAACGCCUUUCUAAUGGGAACAGUCGAGUUUCAGUUUCCAAGGCUUCCCGAAACAUCCCACGGAGACACACCCUAGGUGGGCCCCGAAGUUCCAAAGAAAUAUUGGGGAUGCAAACAUCUGAGAUGGAUAGGAAGAGAGAAGCUUUCCUGGAACAUCUCAAGCAGAAAUACCCCCAUCAUGCCACAGCAAUCAUGGGCCACCAGGAGAGGCUGAGAGACCAGACAAGAAGCCCCAAACUGUCUCACAGUCCUCAGCCUCCCAGCUUGGGCGACCCGGUGGAGCAUUUAUCUGAGACUUCUGGUGACUCUCUGGAAGCCAUGUCUGAGAGCGAAGCCCCAAGUCCUUUCUCCAGAGGCAGCCGAACUCGAGCGAGCCUUCCGGUGGUGAGAUCGACCAACCAGACGAAAGAAAGAUCUCUGGGGGUUCUCUACCUCCAGUAUGGAGAUGAAACCAAGCAGCUCAGGAUGCCCAACGAAAUCACAAGUGCAGACACGAUCCGGGCUCUCUUCGUAAGUGCCUUCCCACAGCAGCUCACCAUGAAAAUGCUGGAGUCGCCCAGUGUCGCCAUUUACAUCAAAGACGAAAGCAGAAAUGUCUAUUAUGAACUAAAUGAUGUAAGGAACAUUCAGGACAGAUCGCUCCUCAAAGUGUACAACAAGGAUCCUGCACAUGCAUUCAAUCACACGCCAAAAACUGUGAACGGAGACAUGAGGAUGCAGAGAGAACUUGUUUAUGCAAGAGGAGAUGGCCCUGCGGCCUCUCGACCUGGGUCCACGGCGCACCCAGCCCACGCCAUUCCAAAUUCUCCGCCCUCCACGCCCGUGCCCCACUCCAUGCCUCCCUCCCCGUCCAGAUUAGAGAGGAUGCAAGCCAUGGAGAGACAGAUUGCCAGUUUAACUGGCCUUGUUCAGUCUGCGCUUUUUAAAGGGCCCCUAACAAGUAAUAGCAAAGAUGCAUCUAGCGAGAAGAUGAUGAAAACACCAGCUACUAAGAACCACACAGAGAGUGCAGGAACUCCCCAUGUUUCUGGUGGGAAGACUCUCGGCGCCCUGGAGUCCCUGGGGCCACCCAGCCAGCCCCUGGCCGCCGGCACCUCGGCCGUCCACCUGAGCCUGCUCGACAUGAGGCGGAAUGUGGCCGAGCUCCGGCUCCAGCUGCAGCAGAUGCGACAGCUCCAGCUGCAGAACCAGGAGCUGCUGAGGGCGAUGAUGAAGAAGGCUGAGCUGGAAAUCAGCGGCAGAGUGAUUGAAAUGAUGAAGAGGCUGGAGGACCCUGUGCAGCGCCAGCGCGUCCUGGUGGAGCAAGAGAGACAGAAGUACCUGCAGGAAGAGGAGAAGAUCGUCAAGAAGUUAUGUGAGCUGGAGGACCUGGUUGAAGACCUGAAGAAGGACUCUGCAUCGGCCGGCCGAGUGGUCACCUUAAAAGACGUGGAAGAUGGGGCGUUCCUCCUGCGACAAGUGGGAGAAGCGGUAGCUUCCCUGAAAGGAGAAUUCCCGACCUUACAAAACAAGAUGCGAGCCAUCCUGCGCAUAGAGGUGGAGGCCGUGCGGUUCCUGAAGGAGGAGCCGCACCGGCUGGACAGUCUCCUGCAGAGAGUGCGGAGCAUGACCGACACCCUGACUCUGCUGCGGAGACAUGUCACCGAUGGGCUCUUAAAAGGGACAGAUGCAGCCGAGGCCGCACAGUAUGUGGCCAUGGAGAAGGCCACCGCCGCAGAAGUCCUGGCGUCCCAGCCCCUCCAUGGCACAGCAGUCCCUCGAGACGUGAAGUCGGAAGUGGUGCCCUUGACAGUUCACCAUGCACAGAGCUCUCCUGUGGUCACUCAGCCCUCCCAUCUCUCCUCCGCCCCACCCAACCCUGCCCAGCACCUGACCAGCCCUCCGGCUGUCACACAGGAAGUGACCUCAGCUCCCCAGUCAUCACAGGCAACUCAGUCUCCACAGGCACCCAUGAAUGGCUCCUCCAUGCAGAGUUUGUUCAUUGAGGAAAUCCACAGUGUGAGUGCCAGGAACAGGGCGGUGUCUAUUGAGAAAGCAGAAAGGAAAUGGGAAGAGAAAAGACAAAAUCUGGACCACUAUAAUGGGAAAGAGUUUGAGAAGCUCCUGGAAGAAGCUCAGGCCAAUAUCAUGAAGUCAAUUCCAAACCUAGAGAUGCCCCCAGCCUCGGGCCCAAAGCCCAAGGGUGAUGCUCCGGGGGACAGGCUGGAACUCUCAGAAGACUCUCCAAGCUCCGAGCAGGACUUGGACAGGUUGGGGGGCAAGUCCCCACCCCCUCCUCCCCCGCCCCCGAGACGGAGCUACCUGCCAGGAUCCGGGCUCACCACCACCAGGACUGGCGACGUGGUCUACACCAGCAGGAAGGAGAACACCACCACUAAGGCAAGCAGUGAAGAUGCCGGACCAAGCCUGCAGGCUAGAGCCACAAAGUGCCCAGCAGAGGAGCCUGCUUCAGCGUGGACUCCAUCCCCACCUCCAGUCACUACCUGCUCCUCAAAGGACGAGGAGGAGGAAGAAGAAGGAGACAAAAUCAUGGCAGAACUCCAGGCAUUCCAGAAGUGUUCCUUUAUGGAUGUAAAUUCAAACAGUCAUGCUGAGCAGUCCCGGGCUGACAGUCACGCUAAAGACACUAGGCCGGGGGCCACAGUCUCACCCAAGGAGAAGAAGAAUUUGGAAUUUUUCCACGAAGACGUACGGAAAUCUGAUGUUGAAUAUGAAAAUGGCCCCCAAAUGGAAUCCCGAAAGGUCACCUCAGGGGCUCCUACACAUAGUGACCGUCCCAAGUGGGAAAGAGGAGUGGAGAAUAGUAUUUCUCAAGAACAUCAGAAUAUAAAACUGACAUCAAGAACAUCAGAUAUUCUUGAUGCCUCAAGAACAUCAGAAUAUAAAAUUGACAUCUUAAUGAAGGAAAAUUCCAUACCCAAUAAGAGUUUACUUAGAGACAGUAGAAAUUAUUCCCAGAAAAAUGUGUCUAAGGUCAAUUCCAGUUUCCCUGGCACCAAUUUGUUAGAAGAUGAAAUAAGCAAAGGGCCUAAAAUCUCAGGACUGCAGGGCCCUCCAUCUGACCCUGAGAACCAGAAGAUGAAUUAUGAAAAGACAAAAGAGAUGAGUCAACGAGAUCAAGAAAAUGCAGAUAGAUGUCACCUACUCUCUCCCACUAGGUCAACUGAAUUGAGUAUUUGUGAUGUCAAAACUCAAGAUCAAGAGGUUCCUGUGACAGAGUUUGGCCAAGUUGUGCUAAGACCCAAGGGGACUUGGCAUGCUAAUAAUGGGAAGCCUAAUGAGGACAGAGAAUCAACCCCAAGUUCUCCCACUGAGGAAAGUGCACCCACAGACAACAUCGCCUUCAUGAUUACCAGAACUGCGGUCCAGGUUCUCUCCAGCGGGGAGGUCCGCGAGAUAGUGAGCAAGAAGGGAGAAGAUGUACAGACGGUGAAUAUUGAUGCCAAAAAAGAGAUGACUUCCCAACAAGAAGGGACUGAAAAUGAAGAGCCAGUCGUGUGCCUAGACAAGAAGCCAGUCAUCAUCAUUUUUGACGAGCCCAUGGACAUCCGAUCUGCAUAUAAGAGACUUUCAACCAUAUUUGAGGAGUGCGAUGAGGAAUUAGAGAGAAUGAUGACAGAGGAAAAGAUAGAAGAGGAGGAAGAGGAGGAAAAUGGAGACACUGUGGUCCAGAAUAACACUUCCCAAAAGUUCCAGAAGGUUGUGUCAGGCCCCGGCUCAGGACUGCAGGCUGAGAGCCGAUUGCAGCCACACUCCCUCUCAGGAGACACCGGAGUGUCAGGAGGACAGGGAAUGAAUAAGGCUGAGCUGACCACGAGCGGCCGAGCCGAUUCUCCAAGUUCAGAAAGCAAGUGUGAUGCGGCAUAUGACCAGUUGGAAAGCCCCAAGAAAAAGUUCAAGUUCAAAUUCCCUAAAAAGCAACUCGCCGCUCUCACUCAGGCAAUUCGCACAGGAACCAAGACGGGGAAGAAGACCUUGCAGGUGGUGGUCUACGAAGAGGAGGAAGAGGACGGCACUUUGAAGCAGCACAAAGAAGCCAAGCGAUUCGAAAUCACUCAGUCUUCUCCACCCGAAGACACCCCCCAAAACAGGCUCAGGAGACAGGGGCAGCCCUGUCUGGAGAACACAUCUUCCUUUUCCAGAACUGAUGAGAUUAGAAAUAACACCUACAGAACACUGGACAGCCUGGAGCAGACCAUCAAACAGCUGGAAAACACGAUCAGCGAAAUGAGUCCAAAAGCCCUCGUUGAUACCUCAUGUUCUCCCAACAGAGAUUCUGUUGCCAGCUCAUCCCACAUAGCCCGGGAGGCCUCUCCCCGAGCCUUGCUAGUUCUGGAAGAAGCUCCCACUGCCCUAGAGCCCCCCUCAUCAAUACCUUCAGCUUCACGUAAGGCCCCGGCGGGGACCCCGCAGACCAGCAGGAUGCCAGUCCCCAUGAGCUCCAAGAAUAGACCCGGAAGCCUGGACAAGCCCGGCAAGCAGACCAAACUGCAGGAUCCCCGCCAAUAUCGUCAGGCUAAUGGAAGUGCUAAGAAAGCUGGUGGGGACUGUAAGCCUGCUUUCCCCUCCUUACCUGCUUCUAAGAUCCCAGCCCUUUCUCCCAGCUCUGGGAAAAGCGGCUCUCUGCCCUCUUCUAGCGGUGACAGCUCUAACUUCCCUAACCCGGCUGCUUCUAAACCACCGGUUACUUCUAACCCUCUCAGCCCCCAAACAGGACGAUCCGCCCCCUCGGCCUCCCUCAUCCCCUCUGUCUCUAACGGCUCCUUAAAGUUUCAGAGCCCCACUCACACAGGUAAAGGUCACCAUCUUUCAUUCUCACUGCAGACUCCCGCCUCCCCCACUUCACUGAACCAAGGUGCCAGGAGCAUCAGGACCAUCCAUACUCCCAGCCUCACCAGCUACAAGGCACAGAAUGGAAGUUCCAGCAAAGCCACCCCAUCCACAGCAAAGGAAACCUCUUAAAGGCCACACCCUAUCAGGCACAAGUUGGAGUUACAUUUAAAAAUUUAGAAAAAAAAAAUUGUAACAGUCUUUUAACAACUGUUUUCGCAAGAGAAUGUAACAUAUUGCUGUACUGUUUGAGGCUUCAUGCUAAGUAUGUGCUAAAUACUGGAUUAAUAGAUUUCAGUAAAGCUUGUUUGGUUUGGUUUUUAUUUUUUAGUUGUUGCUAUUGUAAUUACAUAGUGUUAACUGUCUGUAUUCAACACCUGUUCAAUGAAGUAAGCAUGUGUUACAGAAAGAGUAUGGUGAGAGAGAAGGGUAUGUGUGUGAGGCAGGAAAAAAAUGUAUUGAGCAUGUAAAACAUGUAUGAUUCCAGAAUUUUAGUAUGUUUUGUAUAAAAAUAUUUUUCAUUACGGAGACUAGAAGUGAACAGAGAAAUACGCAAGUGCGACUAUACAAAUUGUAAAAGAGAUACUAUAAUAUUUCCUUUUAUUUUAGUGUUAUUUAGCUUUAUUACAGAUUUCUAUUUUUGUCAAAACUUCAUGGUUCCUUUCAAGAUCUUUUUUGCCAAAACAUUUUGAUACUAUAGCAUUGUACAUUUGAAAGUAGUGUCUAGACAACAGGCCAACCCAGGGUCAUAUGUAGAAAGCAAUUUAUCAAAACCAAUUGCACUGCCAUGAAAAUUAUGUAUAAUAAUUUGCCAGCCCAAGCAAGCUAGUUUUCUUUGCAUUUCUUUCUUCUUCUUCUUCUUCUUUUUUCUUUUUAACAUAUUGAUGGGAUUCUCUAGUUGUUUUCUUUGCAGUAUCUAACCCCUUCCUUUGUUUUCUGAGACCUGGCAACCCACACUAUUACAGUACAUUGUGGAUUUUAAAGUGUACACUUCUGUACUGUUCUGUAAACUGAAAAGCUUUUGUAAAUAUAUAAAUAGACAUAAAAACACUAUAUGUGACAGCACAUAGAGUAGUUUUCCCACACCAAAGUUAAUUUUUAUGCAUGCUUUACAAAUAUAUAUUGGGAUGGGCAGAAAUGGGACUCUCCAUACAUUUUUAAAAAGUAACAAGUUUGCACAGCUAGAGUGUUUUUGUAAAUAACUGUAUUUGUAUAACACAGUCAUGUAAUAUACAGAACUAUAAGAAGAGACUUUGCAAAACUAAUAAAGGGCUGCAUGCUUAUUAUUUUUUGUACCUUGUUACUAUAGCUGCGUCCUAGGCAAAGAAUGAAAUGGAACUGUUACCAAGGGAAAUGGUUUGGGCUUUGAGGGUUUAUCAGUGACAUGUAAGCAGCCUCAAACUUGUGUUCUGAAAGCUCUAUUUCUCCGAAAACUCUGAGGUGACUCAUGACGAGGUCUCAUGAAUUCACUGCGAGUGUGGUGCCUUCCGACGUGACCUGCUGACUCUCUUCUCGGAGGCUCACCAAGGUUCGGCUAACAGAAAGCAAACCUGGGCACAGUCUCCACCUUCAUUUCCAGAGAGGUUCUUCUGACCGGCUUUUUCCUGUUUGAAUUCCAGGAGAAGUAAGCUGAAAUAAACGGUCCUUAUCACUA